UAAUUCUUACUAUUAUUAAUUUUAAUCAAUUAUCUAUUCAAAUAAAUUAAAAUUUCGUUUUUAUUUUUUAAUUUAGUUAUACAUUUUAUUCAUUAAAGAUAUAAACGAUAUUAACUACUCUAAUUUUUAACGUGAGAGUUCGAUUUCAAAAAUUUACUUUGCAAAUAAUAUAAUAGAUAGAUAGAUAUACAUUUGGUAAAUAUAUUUGCUGCUGAAUGGUGAUCGCGCGUGGAGAUUAAGUUGACACGUAAUCUGGAAAGUUGUUAAGAUGUUUAAUUUUUUAAUUUUUAAAAAUUGAUUAGUAAGUAUAUAAAGGAUUCUUGGAUUCUCCCAGGGCCAGGUAAACCUAAACCCAAAAUAUUUUGUUCAUAUACGUCUUCCUAUAGCGUUGUUUUGUAGAAAAAAUGGAGGAUCGAAAGCAGACAAGCUUCACGUUUGAGAUAGAUAACUUCUGGGACAAGGAAGCUUUGAUACGUUCACCAAAUUUCUUUAGUGGAGGCUGCGAAUGGUUUGUUGAUGUUUAUCCCAGAGGAUGCGGUAUUGAAGAUCACUUGUCUACGUUCCUCUGUGUUGCAAAUCCUGAAUCAUUGCUACUUGGAUGGAAAAGAAGAGCUAUUCUUUCAUUAGUUCUAUUAAACGUAUCCGGCAAAAGACUCUACAGAUUAUAUAGAGAUGGACCACCGUGCAAAACUUUCUGCGCUCAGAUUCCAGCAUGGGGUUGGGCAGAUGCCAUGCCUCUUGAAAUGCUUCAGGAAAAUGGUUUUACGGAGAAGAACAAACUGAUAGUCCAAGUCAACGUACAAGUAGUUGAAGUUGUUGAUGAAGCAGAAGUUACUGGGAAGGAGACAAUAGAUGUGAAUGGUUUCCAAGUUCUUUAUAGUGAGGUUGGUCAAGUGACUACUAUUUUCGAGAAGCACCCGGACGUUGCCUUAAAUUUCAUACCAAAGAGCCAAUUGGUGAAGACAGUAUACAUGAAACUCCUCAUGUUUCUCAUUGAGAAACUGAACAAGCCUCCACGUAGCUUCAGCAAUAAUGCAUUAAGCAACGCUCGCAUGGAGUUGAUAGAUCUAACAAAAGCAGGGUUCAAGCUAGACUGGUUGAAGGAAAAGCUUGAUGAGAUUUCCUUGGAGCGGAAGAAAGAAAAUGGUGAUGGUUCCUUGAGUUCUUAUGGUUUUCGAGUCCAAGAACUCGAGGAACAAGUCCAAGAACUCGAGGAACAAGUUAAGAAUCUCAACCUUGAACUGGACACAGAAAAGGUCAAGUCUGCUCAUGUUUUGUCGCUGGAACAGACGGUGUCGGAUCUCAGAGAUGAGCUGAGCAAGGAAAAAACCAGAUCUACUACUAAAGACGUGCUUGAGGGAGUUAUUCGCUCUUGGGAAGUAUUGGAUUACCCGGAUCUCAGUAAUGAAGAGAUAGAAUAAGGAAUGACAUUUUAACUGUUUUUCUGUUUUCUUUUAUAAAUUCAAAAGUUCUGAGUUUAUGGUCUUCUCUAUUUAAACUUGACAGUGUUGGAACUCCAUACAUAAGAUGAUAACUAGAGAUUGAUAUGCGCACCCACACAUGUAUUGAUUUUUACAUUUUUAUACAUUGAUAUUUAUUCGUUAUAAUUAGUGUUAUAUAUUUUAAAUGGUCGUAAUAUAACUAAUUGUAUUCAAAAGCUCUGGACCAAAUUGGGUAAAAUGAUUAUUUUUGGUAUAAAUAUCUGAAUCUGUUUCAGAUAUAUUUGUUAUUUAGAUAUUUUUAGAUUCCUAUACAUCAAAACCGAACUCAUCCAGACCCAGAAGAACCUAACUCAAAACUCACACAUAAAUUUAUAAUAUUCAAGUGAAGCCUAAUUUAAAAAAAAGAAUGAUACCCGAAAAGUACAACUUGUACCUAAAUGGAGUUAAUGUUCAUGUCUAACUGAUUUUAUAAACUAAUAAAAAAGAUGCUUUCUAUGUGUUUAGCUAAAUUAAAUGAAAUAGAAAGAGAUUUUAUUUAGUAAAAUAAUUAUAUAGAGUGAAAAAUUAAGUGACAAUAAAUAUAACAUUUUUAUUAUUUGUAUUUAAGUUAUUAUUUAUUCACAAAAACAUGUCUUUGAAUUAUGUUUUUGGCUACGUAAUUUUCCACCGAUUGAAACUAAAAUUAAAAAAAAAAUUUAGUAAAAAAAAACUAAACCGAAAGUGUAACAUUAUGUAAAACCCAGUUAUUUUACAUUUUUGAUUUUAUUGUUGACACAAAGUUAAUGUUGAUUAACAAAUAAAUAAAAAUCUGCACUAUUAUUAUUAAGGUAAUAUAAUUAAUGAUAUGGUGUAUUAUUAAGGUAAUACUAGAUGAUAAUCCGUGCGCAUGCGCGGAUUGAAUUCUUAUAAUAAUGUUUGUUUAUAAAAUGAUUUUAACAUUUUGCAACACUACAAUCUUUAUCGAUUAUAAAAUGAUGAAUACAAAUGUUGGUCUCUUAAAUAUAUCAUCCUUGUUGAAGAAUUAACAUAUUACGUCUCAUUUUAAUUAUUUUUAAGACUUCGUAUGCACAAAAAGAAAUUAACUUUUGCGGCUGACACAAAUCACCAAAACCAAAUAGGCAACAUCGAUUGUAUAAUGACGAAAGGGGAUUAGGUUUUCUGCUCUCGAUUUGUUUAUUGUUCACUCUCCAUAAGUGAUUUCAUUUUCUACCUCUAUAGAAUUGUGCUUUUGUUCUCGUCUCUGUUUCAUUGAUAUGAGUUAAGUUUUUUUUUAAACUUAUUUUAUGAAUUCAGUGAAUUACAUAAGUGUCAAUUAAAAAAAAUGGACAUCUGUAAAAAUUAGUUUCACUCCAUAUACAUAUUUAAGAAUCAAAAUUUUGAAAAUCACUGGCAAACUAACAUGUUAGUGUUUAGAUCUAAUAUAUCAAGCUGUUAUAGAAUAUAAGUACGGACUUGAAAUAUAAAUGUGUGUCUAGUAUAUAUUCACCAACUCAGUCUAAAAAUCAUCUAAUUGGAAUAACAAAACAAAUUACUUAUUUCACCAGUUCCGGUAAUAUCUGAAUCCGAACGGAUAAUAUCCGAACCGGAAUGGAUAUCCGAACCCAAAUGGAUAUCCAAAGAUAACCAAACAUAAGUAUACUUAACUCUAUAUUUCUAGUUUAUUUCUCUCAUUUUAUUCAAAAUAUUUAUAUUAAUGAUUUUUAUUGCUCAAAAUUAGAUAAUAUACAUAUAAUUAUGGACAAAAUUAUUUGCUACUCACUUAAAAUACAUAUCAAGUUUUUGUUCCUUGCAUUAACAAAGGUAGCAUCUAAAAUUUCAAAACAACAACUAAACUAGUGUCUUUCUAUUUUCAAAGUUUUAUCUCCAAACUUAUUAAUAGUUUAAUCCUUUAAAAAUUGAAAAAACAGUUAAGUUAAAAUAUAUUUUAAAUACAAAAAACUUAAACAAUGAAUUAUUUUUCUUUUCAAAUUUUAAAUAUCCAAACCCGACUCCAAACAUCCGAACCCGACCCAAGAUAUCUGAACUCGAACAUAAAAUACUUGAACCAGACUCGAAGUGAAGAAAUACCGAACGGGUUCUAUACCUUUAUACUAAAAUAUCCGAUACAAAUCCGAACGUGUAUCCGAACGCCCACCCCUAUUAUAUAUGAUCAUUUGUAUCUUGCUUGAACAACAAAAGUUAAACCGUUGAUCACAAAUUUUUUAAUGUGGGACUUUUACCUUUUUUAGUAAUAUAUAGUCGUUUUUCAAAAUUCAAAAUAUAACAUAUAAGAAAAAAUCUAAUUGUUUUUAUGAUAUGCUUAAUGUGAUUGUUUAAUUUCUUUUAAUAGUAUAAAAUUA
Brassica rapa (field mustard) is the source of this 3781-nucleotide messenger RNA. Its product is annotated as MATH domain and coiled-coil domain-containing protein At2g42470-like. Gene Ontology annotation, molecular function: protein binding. NCBI's taxonomy places the organism in Eukaryota, Viridiplantae, Streptophyta, Magnoliopsida, Brassicales, Brassicaceae. The record is from RefSeq and is a predicted model, not a curated record.